GCUCCAGAUCAACAUGGCGACCUGCAUGAAGAUGCUCGGCGCUGCUGGACAGCUCCACAGAAACUGGGCUAGUUUAAUGAAAUUAAAAUGUCCCGGCAGCAGCAGUGGCAUCAGUCGGACCCUAUGGACCGACACACCCGCACCGAGCCGGCUCCAGCCCCCCCGGUUCUCCUCCAGCUCUCCGCUCAGCUCCGCGAUGAAAGCUGGCUGCAGGCUGACCGUCAGACCUCACCGCUGGAUGCGGGUCGGUGCCGUUCUCCAUGGACGGACCGAGCUACUCUCAGCGAACUCUCCACCUUACUGGGUCCAGGACAGGAUGUACGGGAACCGGGCCGGCGGCGCGGGGUUCUCCGGGGACGGAGGGGACAGUACCGGCUCUGGGGGAGAGGAGUCCGGGGGAGAAGGGGGAGUACCGUAUAAUGGACCACAGAUGACGGCUCUCACCCCCAUGAUGGUCCCGGAGGUGUUUCCGAAUGUCCCGCUGAUCGCUGUUAGCAGGAACCCGGUGUUCCCCCGCUUCAUCAAGAUCAUAGAGGUGAAGAACAAAGAGCUGAUGGAGCUGCUGAGGAGGAAGGUUCGUCUGGCCCAGCCGUAUGCCGGAGUCUUCCUGAAGAAAGAUGAUAGUGAUGAGUCAGAUGUGGUGGAGUCUCUGGAUUCCAUCUACUCUACAGGCACCUUUGUCCAGAUCCAUGAGAUGCAGGACCUGGGAGACAAGCUGAGGAUGAUCGUCAUGGGACACCGCAGGAUCCGGAUCACUAAACAGCUGGAGGUGGAGCCUGAGGAGGUGGAGGCGGAACCUGUGUUGUCCGAGUCUGAGACAGAGUCCCAACCCAAAACAACACCCAGACGCAGAUCCAAACAGAACCGCAAGGACGCGGCGGCCCCUGCAGCGGAGCAGGUCCAGGAAAAGAUUUCAGAAGCAGACCUGACUCCAGAGCUCCAGCCUCUGUCCUCCUCUGACAUCCUGAUGGUGGAGGUGGACAACAUUCAACACGAACAGUUCACCGUCACAGAGGAAGUCAAGGCGCUGACCGCAGAGAUAGUGAAGACCAUCAGGGACAUCAUCGCUCUGAACCCACUCUACAGAGAGUCGGUGCUCCAGAUGAUGCAGGCUGGGCAGAGAGUGGUGGAUAAUCCCAUCUACCUCAGUGACAUGGGAGCAGCUCUGACAGGAGCCGAGUCCCAGGAGCUGCAGGACGUCCUGGAGGAGACCAAUAUCCCGAAGCGUCUGUACAAGGCUCUGUCUCUGCUGAAGAAGGAGUACGAGCUGAGCAAACUGCAGCAGCGGCUGGGCCGAGAGGUGGAGGACAAGAUCAAACAGACCCACAGGAAGUACCUGCUGCAGGAGCAGCUCAAGAUCAUCAAGAAGGAGCUGGGUCUGGAGAAGGAGGACAAAGAAGCCAUCGAGGAGAAGUUCAGAGAGAGGCUCAAAGAGAGGACGGUCCCACAGCACAUCAUGGACGUCAUCAACGAAGAGCUCAACAAACUGGGGCUGCUGGACAACCACUCCUCAGAGUUCAAUGUAACCCGUAACUACCUGGACUGGCUGACCAGCAUGCCCUGGGGGACCUACAGUGAAGAGAACCUAUCCCUGGCAACAGCCAAAGACGUUCUGGAGGAAGACCAUUAUGGGAUGGAUGAUGUCAAGAAGCGCAUUUUGGAGUUCAUCGCAGUGAGCCAGCUGCGGGGCUCCACCCAGGGGAAGAUCCUGUGCUUCUACGGGCCCCCGGGUGUAGGAAAGACCUCCAUCGCCCGCUCCAUAGCCAGAGCCCUCAACAGGCAGUACUACAGGUUCAGCGUGGGAGGCAUGACUGAUGUGGCCGAGAUCAAAGGACACAGGAGAACGUAUGUUGGUGCGAUGCCAGGGAAGAUUAUCCAGUGCCUGAAGAAAACCAAGACCGAGAACCCUCUGGUGCUCAUAGACGAGGUGGACAAGAUGGGGCGCGGUUACCAGGGCGAUCCAUCCUCUGCCCUGCUGGAGCUGCUGGACCCCGAACAGAACGCCAACUUCCUGGACCACUACCUGGAUGUUCCUGUAGAUCUGUCAAAGAUUCUGUUUAUCUGCACGGCCAAUGUGAUUGACACCAUCCCAGAGCCCCUCAGAGACAGGAUGGAGAUGAUCAAUGUGUCUGGAUAUGUGGCCCAGGAGAAACUGGCUAUUGCUGAGCAAUACCUGGUCCCUCAGCUGCGCUCUCAGUGUGGUCUGACUGAGGAAAAGGUUUCCAUCUCCCCCGACGCCCUCAGUCUGCUGAUCAGGCAGUACUGCCGGGAGUCUGGAGUCAGGAACCUGCAGAAACAAAUAGAAAAGGUGUUCCGUAAGGUGGCGUUCUCCAUUGUGAGCGGCGAACAAACCAUGGUGACUGUUACCCCUGACAACCUGCAGCUCUACGUGGGUAAACCCAUUUUCACAGUGGAUCGAAUGUAUGACGUCACGCCACCUGGAGUGGUUAUGGGGCUGGCCUGGACUUCUAUGGGGGGGACGACGUUGUUCAUCGAGACCUCUCUACGGCGCCCUGCUGACCCUAAAGGAGAGGGCUCUCUGGAGCUGACCGGUCAGCUGGGCGAUGUCAUGAAGGAAAGUGCAAAGAUCGCUACAACCUUUGCCAGAGCCUUCCUGAUGAACCAGGAACCAGAAAAUAACUUCCUGGUCAACUCCCACCUGCACCUGCAUGUCCCUGAGGGAGCCACUCCUAAGGACGGACCAAGCGCCGGCUGCACCAUCGUCACAGCACUGUUGUCCCUGGCAACCAAGCGGCCGGUGCGUCAGAACGUAGCCAUGACAGGUGAAGUGUCACUAACUGGAAAAAUACUUCCAGUAGGAGGCAUCAAAGAAAAAACGAUUGCGGCCCGUCGUGCUGGAGUAACCUGCAUCAUCCUGCCAGAAGAGAACAAGAAGGACUUCUCUGACCUGCCAGACUACAUCAGCGAGGGCCUGGAGGUCCACUUUGUGAAACACUACAACCAAAUAUACCCCAUAGCCUUCCCACAGGACCAGUCUUAACCAGCUGUUUUGAUCUACAACACUGAAACCAAGGCAAGAUGGACCAAGACUUAUUUUCAUGGAGCUCCAGAACCAGUUCGAUGCCACAUUAUGGUGAUUUCUAUUCUGGUUAUAGUUGUAGUAAAUAUGCAGUUUGGAUCAAGAUCCUAUUGUGGAGAAUGGUGCUACAUUAUCUGUUCCAAACUCAUCCAGAGGAACAGGGGCUUUGUGAUCACACAGACAUAUCCAGCUUCAGCCUCCACAAGAACUCUGAAUGUAGGAAGACAGUGUGAUAGCAGAAAACAUCUCUGGACUGAAACCACGCAACCAACUGUGCCAACGAUGGAUAUACACAGUAAAGGCCCAGUGAUGAUGAUGGUGAUGAUGGACACUGGCCGGUCACCGCAGGAUAUGAUGUCAUCGAUGAUCAGAGGUUGAGGUGGCCAUCUGGCUGCCAGGCAACCUCUUUACCCGCAGCUGUCAUUAGACAGCGCUGUGGAUGCAGUCUUUAACACAAAUCUAAUUUUUAUACUAUUAUAUGCAGAUCUGAUGAUGAUGAUGUUGAAAUAAAUUAAAAUAUAAAACAUA
This is a messenger RNA of Trematomus bernacchii (emerald rockcod), 3568 nucleotides long. It is a transcript of the gene lonp1, whose product is annotated as lon peptidase 1, mitochondrial. Gene Ontology annotation, cellular component: mitochondrial matrix. NCBI's taxonomy places the organism in Eukaryota, Metazoa, Chordata, Actinopteri, Perciformes, Nototheniidae. Gene Ontology annotation, biological process: protein catabolic process; chaperone-mediated protein complex assembly; protein quality control for misfolded or incompletely synthesized proteins. The record is from RefSeq and is a predicted model, not a curated record. Gene Ontology annotation, molecular function: ATP hydrolysis activity; ATP-dependent peptidase activity; serine-type endopeptidase activity. The transcript is spliced from 21 exons. Bases 14 to 3001 code for a protein of 995 amino acids.